Messenger RNA from Penaeus monodon (black tiger shrimp), 611 nucleotides. It is a transcript of the gene RpS11, whose product is annotated as 40S ribosomal protein S11-like. Gene Ontology annotation, cellular component: cytosolic small ribosomal subunit; ribosome. Gene Ontology annotation, molecular function: structural constituent of ribosome. The transcript is spliced from 5 exons. The coding region runs from base 130 to 591 and encodes 153 amino acids. Gene Ontology annotation, biological process: translation. NCBI's taxonomy places the organism in Eukaryota, Metazoa, Arthropoda, Malacostraca, Decapoda, Penaeidae. The record is from RefSeq and is a predicted model, not a curated record.
CUUAAAUAAACGCCAUAAACCACACACACGAAUUUGCUCCCGCCUGCGUUUCAUCCCCUAAAAGCAAGGUUUGCCGUCGGCGGCGUCUCAUCCUCCUUUCUUGUUGACGGUCGCCCUUACCGAGCAGCCAUGGAUCAGAGUGAAAAGGCUUUCCAGAAGCAGCUCAAAAUCUUCAAUACUGCCAAGCCCGACAAGGUUAAGAAGGGCAAACCCAAGCGUAGAAACAUCAAAGUCGGGCUUGGCUUCAAGACUCCACGAGAGGCUAUUGAUGGUACCUACAUUGACAAGAAGUGCCCAUUCACUGGCAAUGUCCCCAUCCGUGGCCGCAUUUUGACUGGUGUUGUCCAGAAGAUGAAGAUGAACCGCACCAUCACUAUCCGUCGUGAUUACUUGCACUACAUCAAGAAGUACAACCGAUUUGAGAAGAGGCAUAAGAACAUGUCUGUCCACAUCUCGCCCUGCUUCAGGGACGUAAGGCCAGGUGACAUCGUAACAGUGGGCGAGUGCAGACCUCUUUCCAAGACAGUUCGUUACAACGUACUCAAGGUCACCUCUGCCCCUGGUACCAAGAAGAGGUUCCAAAAGUUCUAAAUAAAGCCUGUGGAAAAGUU